Messenger RNA from Solanum dulcamara, 833 nucleotides. RefSeq names its product chaperone protein dnaJ 11, chloroplastic-like. The transcript has a single exon. Bases 153 to 638 code for a protein of 161 amino acids. The record is from RefSeq and is a predicted model, not a curated record. Lineage: Eukaryota; Viridiplantae; Streptophyta; Magnoliopsida; Solanales; Solanaceae.
GUCAGCACACAGUCUUUCAUUUUCCAACUGUAUUUUCUUAAAUAAAAUCGGUGGGUAUGCCCGCCGUCCUCGGUUUAAAGAUUCCCUCUUUCAGACUUUUUAGUUUUAUAUAAAACCCUCUUUCUCACUCUCUUUCAUCCUAAAAAAUUGAAAUGAUUCAAUCACUAACCCUAAUUCCUCCAACUUCCUUCCCCUUUUCCGUUCAAAAAUCAACCUAUUCCGCGGCGGCGGCGGUCGGAUCUACCCGUCGUGGUUUUUUCACCGGAAAGACUAUUCGGAGGGCAACGACAUGUGCAUCUGCCGUUGCCGAGGCUCCUCCGGUGAUGGAGAUAAGAUCGGUGAGUUUAUAUGAGUUGUUAAGAGUUAAAAGAGAUGCAUCACCGAAAGAGAUUAAAGCUGCUUACCGAAAUUUAGCGAAACUGUACCAUCCUGACGCUGCUACUCUACUGGAGGAAUCUUCCGACGGACGAAAUUUCAUUGAGAUUCACGAUGCUUAUGUUACUCUCUCUGAUCCUUCAGCUAGAGCUCUAUACGAUCUCAAGUUAAGCGUGGGCUCCCGCCGGCGAGGUUUUGCCCGGUCGGUUGAUGGAAUUCGCAUUUACCCGACCCGGAGAUGGGAAACGGAUCAGUGCUGGUGAUAUGAGAUGAUUUUAGGGCCCUGCAUUUCUCCGCAUACACUGUAUUUUUUUGUCAAGUGGCAUUUAGAUGGAGAUUUAGAUAAUGUACAUACUACAUUUGUUCCCUUUUCUGCUCAGCUUGUAAUUGAGCCAAUUGGCAAAAAUGAAAAAAAGUGAAAAGAAAAUUUCUUCAUUGAGGAACAAAUACUUGUUUCA